GGGACACGGGGACGUGGGGACGUGGGGCAGCAACAGCUCACACACAGGGACGUCUAUUCUACUGAUAAUGAACAGAUGAGUGUAAGGAGUCUCCAGUGUCAGCACUGUGUAACACUCAGAGGCUCUCAGUGAUCAGAAGGUGCAGCGUGUGUGUGUUCCCAGUCUCGUCCUCAUGAUGGCGCUGUUUCAUCACCACGUCCCCAGUGGACUUUGUUCUGCAGGACGUCUCUCACACACAGCAGCAGGAAACGUUAGUGCUUUCGUCAUGUCUUCUUUCACAACGUAACAGUGCUGGAGGAGCUGAUACGCCCAGCUGAACUUUACACACACACACACACACGCGCGCUUACACACAUAUAUACAGUACACACACCUGGAGAGAGAGAGAUCAGAGCUGUGAUAUGGGUGUGAACUAGGUCAGGGGUGUGUGUGUGUGUGUGUGUUAGGUUAGAGUAGGAACUUGUUUAGUGGUAUCAGUGUGUGUUUUUGGAAUGUAGGUGUGUGGAGGUGUAUAUGAUUAUUGGUAUAGCAUAGGUGUGUGUGUGUGUGUGCGUGUGUGUGUGUGUGUGUGUGUGUGUGUGAGUGAGCAGUAUGGGGUGUGUGUGGGCGGUGGUGAUUCCUGCGCUGCAGUUCUUCUUCUUGGCGCUGCUGCUGCUCCUCAUGUUCCCGGCCAUGUUCGGCCUCUCGCUCGGCAUCACAGAGACCUACAUGAGGAUCCUGAUCAAAACACUGGAGUGGGCAACCCUGAGGAUACAGAAGAGCAAAAGAGAGGAAGAGAUGUUAAAACAGUCUGCAUCUUCUGGUCUGAUACAGCGGGACGACUCGUCGUUGGAGAAGGAGAUUGUGGAGCUGCGCCGCAAUAGGCCGAGGUCGGGAGUGGGCGGGGCCUUUGCAUUCAGCGACGUGUUCUACUUCAGCAGAAAGGGGAUCGAGAGCAUCGUGGAGGACGAGGUGACCCAGAGGUUCAGCUCAGAGGAACUCGUGUCCUGGAACCUGCUGACGAGAACCAACAACAACUUCUACUACAUCUCACUGCGCCUCACCAUCCUGUGGGGGGUCGGGGUCAUCGUCCGCUACGGCAUACUGCUGCCCCUCAGGAUCAUGUUAACGUUUAUCGGGCUCAGCUGGUUGGUCAUUGGCACCACAGUGGUGGGAUUUCUGCCCAACUCCAGGAUAAAGGACUGGCUCAGUGAACUUGUACAUGUCAUGUGUUACCGCAUCUGUGCUCGAGGCCUUUCAGCCACCAUACACUACCACAACAGAGAGAACAAGCCGAAGAAAGGAGGAAUCUGUGUAGCCAAUCACACGUCCCCCAUCGACGUGAUGAUUCUGGCCAAUGAUGGAGGAUACGCCAUGGUGGGGCAGGUCCACGGAGGGUUGAUGGGCGUGGUUCAGCGCGCGAUGGUUCGAGCAUGUCCGCACAUCUGGUUUGAGAGAGCAGAGAUGAAAGAUCGCCACCUGGUGACCCAGAGACUGAGGGAUCAUGUGAAUGACAAGAACAAACUCCCCAUCCUCAUCUUCCCCGAGGGAACCUGCAUCAAUAACACGUCUGUCAUGAUGUUCAAGAAGGGCAGUUUCGAAAUCGGAGGCACCAUCUACCCCGUCGCCAUAAAGUAUGACCCGUUGUUCGGCGAUGCGUUCUGGAACAGUGGGAGGUACAGCAUGGUGAGUUACCUGCUGAGGAUGAUGACCAGCUGGGCCAUCGUCUGUAACGUCUGGUACCUCCCACCCAUGACUCAGCAGGAAGGAGAGGACGCCGUACAGUUUGCUAACAGAGUGAAGUCUUUAAUUGCGAGACAAGGAGGACUGGUGGACUUGUCCUGGGAUGGUGGUCUGAAGAGAGCCAAGGUGAAGGACACGUUUAAGCAGGAGCAGCAGAAGAUGUACAGCAGCAUGGUGGUGGGAGACGACAGCAGUGACUGAACCACAGAGUAGUGGAGUGUGUGUAGUCGUCUCUGGAGUGUGUGUAGUCGUCUCUGCAGUGUGUGGAGAACUGCAUAAAGGCGGUCACAUUUCACUCUAAUCUCCGGUGUUCAGACCAGAUGUUCAUGUGGACAUGCAAGUGAUUUGUGCUGAAAUGUUCAAUCAGAAAAGUGGACUUUUGUUUAUUGUUUAUUUUGAUAAUGACAACAAAAUAAUUACUGCAAAUAAUUUAUACUGUAUGCUGAUGUUUAAAUCUAUUUAAUAAAUGUCUUACAAAAAA
Molecule: messenger RNA, 2203 nt
Organism: Clarias gariepinus (North African catfish)
Lineage: Eukaryota; Metazoa; Chordata; Actinopteri; Siluriformes; Clariidae
Gene: agpat9l
Product: 1-acylglycerol-3-phosphate O-acyltransferase 9, like
Exons: 14
Coding region: 592-1923 (443 amino acids)
Biological process (GO): triglyceride biosynthetic process
Cellular component (GO): endoplasmic reticulum
Molecular function (GO): glycerol-3-phosphate O-acyltransferase activity
Source: RefSeq, a predicted model, not a curated record